UCUGUCACCAUGACAACGAUCAGACUAUGUACUUCCGGUACUGUUCAGACUCGCUUCCGGUACGGUGGAAACAUGGCGGCGCCCGUGUCUCUGAAGCUUGAGUUUGGAGGCGGUGCAGAGCUGCUGUUUAAUGGAAUAAAGAAGCAUCACGUGACGUUGCCUAGCCAGUCAGCUCCUUGGGACAUUAGACAGCUGCUGGUGUGGAUCAAAGGUAAUCUGUUGAAGGAACGUCCAGAGCUCUUCAUUCAAGGAGAUACAGUGCGCCCCGGAAUACUUGUUCUUAUUAAUGACGCGGACUGGGAGCUCAUGGGAGAGCUUGAUUAUCAGUUGAAGGAUCAAGAUAAUGUGUUGUUCAUCUCAACAUUACAUGGCGGAUAACAGAAGAGACAUCAUGGACUAAAAUCCUUUAGAUUUUUUUGAAAUUGUCUUUAAAGUCCUUCGUCGGUAUCGUGGGUCAUGCUUGAAGCUUCAGAAAGCAACAUUCAUUUCUCAAGGGGAACAUAUUUACGUAGCCCAUGGUAAAGAACUAUGGCUCACGUCCCAUCUCGCUUUCCAUCAUCUGAUAUUCACCUAAACUUCUGCAAAACGGGAUUGCCUUAUAAAAUAUUCCAGCUUUGCCAAAAAUAUCAUAAUAAAAGCAACGUUAUUUUUUA
Messenger RNA from Spea bombifrons (plains spadefoot toad), 653 nucleotides. It is a transcript of the gene URM1, whose product is annotated as ubiquitin related modifier 1. Bases 10 to 378 code for a protein of 122 amino acids. Gene Ontology annotation, cellular component: cytoplasm; nucleus. Gene Ontology annotation, biological process: protein urmylation; tRNA thio-modification. The transcript has 5 exons. Gene Ontology annotation, molecular function: protein tag activity. The record is from RefSeq and is a predicted model, not a curated record. NCBI's taxonomy places the organism in Eukaryota, Metazoa, Chordata, Amphibia, Anura, Pelobatidae.